This is a messenger RNA of Corylus avellana, 2987 nucleotides long. The record is from RefSeq and is a predicted model, not a curated record. NCBI's taxonomy places the organism in Eukaryota, Viridiplantae, Streptophyta, Magnoliopsida, Fagales, Betulaceae.
UUCACCUACCUCCAGCUGCUCUUCGUAGAUUUCGAAUAACACGACAGAAACACCGAUACAAUCGUCUUCUCACCCAGAUAACCCCAAAUCCCUUUGAAUUCCACCCUCCAACCCAUCGGUUCCUCCCUUUAUUUUUCUUUGCAAUUUGUGACACCUUAAUUUACGGCUGGAUCUUCGGUGUCCUGUGACAUCUACCAAGUCAACGACAUGGCUGAACUUGCCUCUGGCGUCGCAAGUAAGAUCUUGGAGAAGUUAGGAUCCCUUGCUUACGGAGAGUUCAUCUUGGUAUUGGACAUCAAAAGCCAGCUGAUAGAGCUUGAGGGCACCAUGACAACCAUUAAAGCCGUGCUCUUGGAUGCUGAAGAGAAACAAGCUACCAAUCGGGCGCUGAGCAUCUGGCUAAGGCAGCUUAAAGAUAUUUUUUAUGCUGCCGAGGAUGUGCUUGAUGAAAUUGAGUGCGAAGUUCUAAGGAAGCGAGUGCUCAGAACAUAUGGGCGCCCUAAUAGAGAGGUACGUGGUUGCUUUUCAGGCUGUAGCGCCCUUGCAUUCCGCUCUAAAUUGGGUCACAAAAUCAUGGGCAUUAAAGAGAAAUUAAGUAAGAUUGCAGCUAAUAAGGAUCAAUUUAAUCUCAUAGCACGGCUUGAAGAUAACCAUGUCAUGCACAGGAGGAGGGACAUAACCCACUCAUUUGUUCUUCCUUCAGAUGUUAUCGGUAGGGAUGAUGAUAGAAAAAAUAUAAUAGAUCUUUUGAUGCACCCAAAUGCUGACAGAAAUGUCAAUGUAGUUUUUAUAGUUGGACUAGGAGGUUUUGGAAAGACUACAAUUGCUAAGUUGGUAUACAAUGAUAAACAUGUAGCUGAGCAUUUCGAAUUGAGGAUGUGGGUUUGUGUAUCUGAGGAUUUUGAUGUUGCUAGAUUAAUUAAAGAAAUCCUUAAAUGUGCAAGUGGUACAAUUGAUGAGAAUUUGGGUGUAGAUAUGUGGCAAACUAGUUUAAGAGACUGUUUAAGGAAUAAGAGGUUUCUACUCGUUUUGGAUGAUGUUUGGAACGAGGAUCGUAGUAAAUGGAUUGAGUUGAAAGGGUUGUUAAGUGCUGGUUUAGAGGGAAGUAGAAUUAUUGUGACAACACGUACUCACAUGGUUGCCUCCAUUAUGGGAACUGGUCUCACAUACACUUUAGAACGUUUAUCCCACAAAGAUUGUUUGUCUUUAUUUGUGGAAUGGGCAUUUAAGGAAGGGGAAGACAAACAAUAUCCAAACCUCUUAGAAAUUGGAAAAGAAAUUGCGAAAAAAUGUCAAGGAGUUCCAUUGGCAAUAAGGACUUUAGGCAGCCUACUUUUCUCAAAGGUUGAUGAACAUGAGUGGGAAUCUGUGAGAGAUAGUGAGAUAUGGAGAUUAGAACAAAAAGAGGGUGAUAUUUUACCUGCAUUAAAACUAAGUUAUGAUCAAAUGCCGUCUCAUUUGAAGCAAUGCUUUGCCUUUUGUUCUCUUUUCCCAAAGGAUUUUUUAUUCAAUAGUGAUUUACUGAUUCAAUUUUGGAUGGCGCAUGGACUCCUUAAUAAAACAUGUAAUAGUCAAAAUAUAGAGUUGGAAGAUGUUGGCGACAUGUGUAUCAAGGAGUUGUGGUCUAGAUCUUUCUUCCAAGAUGUUGAACAUGAUCUUUGGUACUACAGAUAUUGGUUUAAAAUGCACGAUAUUGUCCAUGAUCUUGCACUCAAGGUUGCAGAAGAAGAGUGUUCAGUAGUUGGCUUUCACACACAAAACAUUGUUGGAACAAUUCGUCAUUUGUCAUUUUCUCACAAUGGUCUACAAGUUCCCAAAUACUUUUACAUGUUAAGCUGUGGUGUGCGAACCACUUUGUUCCAAACCAAACAAGUACCAGCCUUGGUUGAAGCAUGCAUCUCAAGAUUCAAGUACUUGCGGGUGCUUGAUUUAAGUUAUUCGUCUUUUGAGGUGUUGUCAAGAUCUAUUUGUACUUUGAAACAUUUGAGAUUCUUGAACCUAGCUUGGAAUGACAGAAUCAAGAAACUUCCUAAUUCCAUUUGCAAGCUGUAUAAUUUGCAAACUUUACUACUUCAUGGAUGUCCGAGACUUGAGCGGUUGCCCAAAGAUACAAAGAAGAUGAUCAACCUUAGGUAUUUGACAGUAACAACAACUUACACCUACUUGUUUGAGAAUGGUGCAUGUCACUUGAAUUCUCUUCGGUUUUUGCGUGUAUAUUAUUGUCCGAGAUUAGAAAUUUUGUUUCAAGGGAUGAAUGGACGCCUUACCAACCUUCGUACAUUGGUUAUUUUAGGUUGUAAUAGGUUGACCUCUUUGACACAUGAUAUCAAGCUCCUAACCACCGUAGAGACCUUGAUAGUUGAGAAUUGUAAAGAGCUUAGUUUGACAGGAGGAGAAGACGGUCGGAAUCUUAAGUUGAGCCUUCGAAAAUUGAAGAUUCUAGAUUUACCAAAGUUGGAGGUUUUGCCAGAAUGGCUCAAAGGAUCUGCUGACACUUUACAGUUCCUAAGUAUUAGAGAUUGUCCGAACUUGAUGGCCUUACCAGAGUGGCUACCAAGUUUGAAAUCACUUCGCACACUUGAGAUUUUUUAUUGCCCCAAAUUGUCAUCUCUUCCGGAGGGAAUGGAUCGUCUCACUGCACUAAGAGAAUUGACGAUUGACGAUUGUGAUGAAUUGGUUAGGAAAUGCAAAGAGGAAGAUCAUCCCAAGAUUGCUCACAUACCAUCAGUUCAACUGGAUUAGCCCAAAAAAUGAAGAAGUAGCUGCUUCCAUGACAUGACUUCGUCAAGAGAUCAGCAACUAUUUAGCCUCAAUGCAACUCAGGUCAAAGAUAUUUGUUCCUUGAUUAUUGUAGACACUUCUAUCAUUAUAGUUUGUAUUAAGAAAUGUAAACAAAUAAAUAUAUCUGUAAGCGUUCGAACAAUAAUUAAAUUCAGUAUCUUUUCUUUUUAGUCAUAGUUAUUGUUUUGACAAAUCUUGAUCAUUCA